This is a messenger RNA of Chelonoidis abingdonii (Abingdon island giant tortoise), 3219 nucleotides long. RefSeq names its product tandem C2 domains, nuclear (gene TC2N). Gene Ontology annotation, cellular component: nucleus. Lineage: Eukaryota; Metazoa; Chordata; Testudines; Testudinidae. The record is from RefSeq and is a predicted model, not a curated record.
GGGAAGCUGGGGGAGAGGCGCUGGGGGAGAGCAGGUGCAAGCGCCGUCCGCUCUGCAGCAUGGCGAGGGAGCCCGGCCCCCAGCUGCCAAGUGUCCUGCCCGCCCAGAGGAAGCUCCGCAGCGGUUUUGCCAAGCCCUGACCCCUGUGAGGAGGGGAGAAGUUGGCGGUGAGUCUCACACCGCAGCCAGCCCCUAGCCUCUGUCUGCUCCCGGCGCCCUCGGGAGAAGUCAGGUGUCUCCCGCGAGGCCGCUCAGCUGCGCCGCCCGCCGCCCGCCGGGAGGAGGAUGCGGAGCCGCCCUGCCCAGGGGAAGAUUGCCCAGGAUUGACUUCUGUGUUGGAGCAUUGUUCGUGUUUCACUUACGUUGAAAUAUUAGAAGCUAUGGCAAAAGAAUGCCUAAAGAACUGCUGCAAAGGGUGUUUCUGCGUGGAGAAGGAAAAGAAUGACUCUUCCAUGGAGAAGGAAUCUGAAGCUGCAGCUGAAAACAGGCAAAACAUUGUGGAGAAACCUCCAUUGUCUUCUGUGUCAGUGAAGCGUCAAGUUGGCUGUUCCGAGGAUUAUCUCCUUGCGAAACUGCCAUCAGAUGGCAGGCAGGUCCCAUUUGUGCUCCCUCAGCUUAAACUAGCUUACGUACAACCCAAGAACCUUGGCAGUUUGUCGCACGUUGGGGAAAUUCAAGGAUCUGCCAGAGCCUUUGUUAGUGACAGGAAAGCAGAACUUUCCAAUAUAUACCAGCAAGGGCCCCAUGGUGACGUGGUGUAUAAUCCAUUCUAUAGGCAGCAGCAUAUUUCACCGGAUCUGACUAGGCGCUUCCCAGAAAAAUCAGAUGUGAGAUUAUAUGGAUCAGUUUGUGAUUUAAGGAGUAACACGCUUCCUGGAUCACCUGGCUUAAGCAGUUCGCUGUUUGAUCUCACAAAUCCACCCCAUCGUGUCAUCCAGAGAUAUGAUUCAGUCUCCAGUGUACCCAGUAGUACCUCCUCGAAGAAGGAUUCACAAGGCAGUAACAGGAGCCUGGAUACCAUUACAUUAUCAGGUGAUGAACGAGACUUUGGAAGAAUGAAUGUGAAACUGUGUUAUGUUCCUUCUGCAGAACAGAUCUGGAUCACAAUCUUGCAUUGCAAAGAUCUGAGCUGGCCUUCUAGUUAUGGGGAAAAUCCUUAUAUCUCUGUCAAAGGAAUUCUGAUGUUGCCUAAGCCAGUGCAGUUCAAAUCUUCAGCCAAAGAAGGUUCCAAUGAUAUUGAAUUCAUGGAAACCUUUGUGUUUACUAUCAAACUGAAAAUUCUGCAGACUGUAAGACUGGUGUUUAAAAUCCAAACUCAGACUCCCCGAAAGAAAACAAUUGGAGAGUGUGCCCUGCCACUACGAGAGCUCAGUUCACAGGAAUCGGAUCAUUGGUUGGAUAUAAUUCCGCCUUCCAAAGUUUCAGUGUGCAAAGCAGAACUUCAAAUAGGAACCUGUUUUCAAGCAAUAAACAGCAGGAUUCAGUUACAGAUUCUUGAAGCCCAAAGCCUCCCAAGCUCAUCCACACCGCUCUCUUUAAAUUUCUUUGUGAAGGUUUCAAUGUUUAGUACAGAAGGGUUGAUUUGUAAGAAGAAGACUCGUCUAUUGAAAUCCACCAAUGGCCAAGUGAAGUGGGGAGAAAUGAUGAUUUUUCCUGUUAGCCCGAAUGAACAAGGAAUUAAUUUUCUCAUCAAACUCUAUAGCAGGUCCUCAGUGAGAAGAAAACACUUCCUGGGACAGGUCUGGCUAAGCUCUAAUAGCAAUAGUAGUGAAGCAGCAGAUCAGUGGAGAGAUACAAUCGCAAACCCCGAAAAGGUAGUCAUUAAAUGGCAUAACAUAAAUCCAUCCUGAAGGAUGUCAGAGAUGAAUUCAGUACUGAUAUGGACUUGCUACAAGAAAAUCCUGCACUCUUAAAAUGAACUAAUACAGAUAAGAAGAGGGAAAAUACUGCCUACUUGAAUGUUUCAGGGAGUCUGGACUUGCAUCACAUAUUGUUAACUGGAAUAAGCCAAAAGGAAAAGGGAUCAGAGCUUUCACAGAGUACUGCUGGCAAAAUACUGGUAUAAAAACAGCUGGGAAUUAGUGAAACUGUACACUGAAGUAAAGCAUUACCUAGAGAAGUGAAUUGUUGUUACUGUAGUUUUUCCAAGAAGGAUUAUAUAAUAUAAUGUUUAUGUAAAUGUAAAGCAUAUUUUAAAAGGGGGGUGUGGAAUUGAGCAUAUGCCCUUUUGCAUUUUAAACUUCUUUAUAGAAGGCUCGAAAGGGGAUUUGUGUUUAUUUUUGGUUUGGGGUUUUGUUUUUUUUUCCCAAAAAGAUUUCUCUGAACUUUUUAAGUAACAAUAGAAACGCAGUUCUCAUCUUCCCUGGAAAUGUCUAUAGAUGACUGGAGAACUGGCUGGAUUAUCUCUUUGAUACCAAGCAAGUGAAAUCAGACUGCAAGGGGAAGUGUUGUUAUAAACAGUCUGAACAAACUAUUUUUUCUAAGUAACUCCUGAAUAAACAGGAGAAAAGAUGCAACAUCACAACACUUCCGUUAAGGGUUGAGAAUGUUCCCAUCCUCCUGAGACUUUCACAAAACCAGGGAAAUGAAGACAUGAUAUUCUUGAUAUUUCAAAGACAACACAAAAGCAGCAGAAUUUAAAAAAUAAACAAACCCCUUUUAGGCCACUUUUUUUUUUUCUACUUUUUUAAGUAAAAGAGGCAACAAACAUUGUUUCCCUUGCAGAUUCUAUAACAAUGUUGGUAUCAAGUCUCUGAAAGCAGAAGCUUGAUUCUGAUUUUUUCCCCAUUGUUCUCUGUCAUGGGUCUCCAUGCGAAGCCUUUAGUUGGGCAGGCUCACAUUGACAUCAGUGGGAGUCUGCCCACGUACGUACUUCCCUUUUGGGGCCCCUUCAUUAAGAUCGAGGGGGUCGCAUGAGUUUUGACUCCAUUUGAACAGAAUGAAAUGAACAUCUCUACAAAUAAGCACACUUCAGGGGGUAGAGCCUCAGCUGUGGCCUUGGAGCACUUAGCACAGCUAAGGAGUGGGGAACACACAGGGAUCCUGGGGUCACCCCAAGCAGUAGUCAGAGCCCAAAGACUGUUCUACCUUGUGCCAGCUGGCAGCAGCCACAGAGAGCCAUUCCAGUAGCCAGGGAUAGUGGUGAGGCACAGAUCUUCUUUUCUCCCAGCAGCCUCUGCUAUUUUGACACUGUCACGGGUUGGAUCACAGAAACCUUCU